Nipponia nippon (crested ibis) is the source of this 1830-nucleotide messenger RNA. NCBI's taxonomy places the organism in Eukaryota, Metazoa, Chordata, Aves, Pelecaniformes, Threskiornithidae. The record is from RefSeq and is a predicted model, not a curated record.
AUGUCAGAUUCUUUCGUGCCAACUGCUAUCAGAAGGCCAACAGGAGCCUCUACCAACCCUCUCAGGGAUCUCGAUGUCUCCGAGGUGGUAGCUGAUGAAACCACAGUCCUGGAUGUCCCUCCUGAGGUUAGCAGGCCGGCCGCCAAACAUCCCCACAGGCUGCAAGAAGAGGAAAGCACAACUUCGGAACAUGAGCCAUGGCAAGCCAAGGUGCUGAGGACUGAGAAUCAGCACCUCGAGACUAUCAUCUCAACCAUUCAGGCCAAUGGCCGGUACAAGGAAGAACUGGAUGAGGGUGUGGAUCCCGGAUCUGCAGCAGAAAAAGUGGAGAUGGGGCAUGAAGAGGCACGUCCAGGAGACCUGGAUCUGUUGCCCUCAAACGGGUUUCGACCCGGCACUCGCUUGGUUGGCAAGCCACGCAAGGUGCGUGCUCUGGCCAGCCAGCUCCAGAAGCGCCUGCAGGACUGUAAUGGCAGGUCAGCUGGGCAGGAAUCCCAGCAGCCCAGUCCUUCUGAAGGAGAGACUGCGGAGACUUGUGAGAAAGAGAGCAAAGCUUCCAAAGACUCCAGAGUGGCAUCCCCAGAGCAUGGGGAAGAGGGCCCAUUGGAGGGGCCUGAGGAGCAGGAGGAGUAUACGGAGGUGAUGGAGGGUCGUUCUGGCAGCCCAGGCCCCCCACCAAAAGCUCUGUCCCAGAAGGAGAUGAUCAAGCGCAGGUACCGCUGCGGGGAGUGUGGUAAAGCCUUCCUGCAGCUCUGCCACCUCAAGAAGCACUGCUUUGUCCAUGCUGGCCACAAGCCCUUCCUGUGCACGGAGUGUGGCAAGAGCUAUAGUUCAGAGGAGAGCUUCAAGGCCCACGUGUUGGCCCACCAGGGUGUGCGGCCUUUCCAGUGCACCCAGUGCGACAAGGCUUACCGCACCAAGCGAGACUUGCAGGAGCACCAGGUCCUGCACACCGGCCAGCGCCCCUUCUCCUGCGAGCAGUGUGGCAAGGCCUUUGCGCGCCGGCCCUCUCUCCGCAUUCACAGGAAGAUCCAUCUGGCCACCGGGACUGGCCAGGCUGGUCCCAAGGGAUGCCAGUGCACCAUAUGUGGACGCCACCUGGCCAACCCCGGCUCCUUGCGCAACCACAUGCGCCUGCACACGGGGGAGCGCCCUUACACCUGUCCCUACUGCGGCAAGGACUUCCGACAGCAGAGCAACCUGCGCGAGCACCUCCGGCUGCACACGGGCGAGAAGCCCUACAAGUGCCGCUUCUGCGGCGACGCCUUCCCCAAGCUGCCAGAGCUGCGGCGCCAUCUCAUCUCCCACACGGGUGAGGCCCACCUGUGCACCGUGUGCGGCAAGGCGCUGCGGGACCCCCACACGCUGCGUGCCCAUGAGCGCUUGCACACAGGUGAGCGCCCUUUCCGCUGCGAGCAGUGCGGCAAGUCCUACACCCUGGCCACAAAGCUGCGGCGCCAUCAGAAAUCCCACCUGGCUGACAAGCCCUACAAAUGCGAGCUCUGUGGCAUGGGCUACACCCUUUCCCAGAGCCUUGCGCGCCAUGUGCUCACCCACAGGGCGGAAAAGGACCCUGAGGAACUCACCACUGCAGUGGCCUCGCUUGAUGUGGACCUAGCCCAGGCAUCAAGGAAAAGGCAUCAGAGGAAGGGCCACCAGGAGGAGGAUUUGCCAUCAGCAAAGGACAUCCUUGAAAUCACCACCCCUGAGCAUGAGGACAAAUGCAUUAUAGUGCGGGACGAGGGCUCACCAAGUGAUGUGGUCAUCAUCCAGGAGGGGGUGGGCUUUGGAGCAGUGGCAGAAGUGGUGGAGGUUGAGACUGGGACCUGA